Andrographis paniculata is the source of this 721-nucleotide messenger RNA. Its product is annotated as nicotinamidase 2-like. Lineage: Eukaryota; Viridiplantae; Streptophyta; Magnoliopsida; Lamiales; Acanthaceae. The transcript is spliced from 2 exons. The coding region runs from base 1 to 585 and encodes 194 amino acids. The record is from RefSeq and is a predicted model, not a curated record.
AUGUCGGCGUACAAGAAAUUCGAGGUACGGCGGCGCCUCCCUGCGCGGAAGUCCGCCGCUCUAUUGGUGAUCGACGUCCAGAACUACUUCCAGUCCAUUGCCCGUCCCAUCCUGCCGGAGCUCAACGCCACGAUCGACCUAUGUCGGCGCGCUUCCGUGCCCGUAUUCCUCACGCGCCACUGUCACAAACCCCCCGGCGAUGAUUCCAUGCUCUACGAGUGGUGGAACGGUGACCUUAUCUUCGACGGUACUCCUGAGUCUCAGCUCAUCUCUGAUCUGCACUUGACCGAUGCCGACCCGAUCGUACUGAAGGACACCUACAGUGCUUUCAGAGGCACAGGCUUAGAAGAGAGGCUGAAAGAGAUGGGAGUGAAGGAGGUAAUAGUGACCGGUGUUGUGACGAAUUUGUGCUGCGAGACGACUGCUAGAGAUGCAUUCAUAAGAGGAUUCCGAGUGUUCUUCUCAACCGAUGCAACGGCCGCAUGGUCGCAGGUAUUGCACGACGCCACCCUGAAGAACAUGGCUUAUGGUUUUGCUUAUCUGGUCGACUGCAAAAGGAUUGAAGAAGGAUUUUCCGGACCUUAAAUUAGUGCGUCCAUGUCCAUAUACAGUGUAACCUUCGUCUCGUUUAUGGCAAGGUGCUAUCUCCGUCUCAUCAAUUUCAUUAAUCAAGUUUUAUCUCUAAAUAAAUAAAUAUGCUGUUAUAGUAAUUUUACUUCAA